AUUUCUCUUAAUCAGCGAUUGCAAAGAAGGAGAUUGUACAAGGGGCGCAGGGGCUAUUUAUUUUUAAUGAUGAGCACACAUUACACUAUGAGCGUGAUAAACACCUGCACAUACCGGCUAGGCGCAUGCCCACCGCCAGCCACUAAAAUUUUUUAUAUUCGCAAAUUUAUAAAUUAGAAAAUAUGCGCUACCCCCUCGAUGUUCUUCAUCUCGGAACUCUCCCACACAAUACACCUGUCCCCAAACUAUUUUGAUACCAACUUGCAAUAUGCCGUGCGCUCACAUCUUCUGGAGGAGGUUGAGGGUGCAUGCUCAUCUGAUCAUGGCUUUAUACUCGCAGUUAUAUCCAUACAGAAUGUUGGUGAAGCUGUUCUGAACCAUAUGGGAUCUGUGCUGUUCAAAGUUAAGUACACCGCUAUAACUCUCAAGCCUGUGCGCAACGAGGUGAUAGAAGCGAAGGUGGACGAGGUUAACAAGAUGGGAUUGUUCGCGCAUAUAGGGCCGCUUUCUAUUUUUGUGUCCAACUACCAAAUUCCAAACAAUUUGCAGGAGAGCAUCAAGAAGGACACGCUCGUAAGACUGAAGAUUAUAGGAACAAAAAUCGAUAAAAACGAGAUAUACGCGGUAGGGACAAUAAACGAGGAAUUUUUAGGGGUCAUUUUAUAGAAAAUAGAGAAUAAUUUAAUUUUAUAUAAAUAUUA
Messenger RNA from Vavraia culicis subsp. floridensis, 701 nucleotides. RefSeq lists its product as uncharacterized. Lineage: Eukaryota; Fungi; Microsporidia; Pleistophoridae. Gene Ontology annotation, molecular function: single-stranded RNA binding; single-stranded DNA binding; translation initiation factor binding. The record is from RefSeq and is a predicted model, not a curated record. Gene Ontology annotation, biological process: positive regulation of nuclear-transcribed mRNA poly(A) tail shortening; positive regulation of translational initiation; transcription initiation at RNA polymerase II promoter. The coding region runs from base 199 to 666 and encodes 155 amino acids. The transcript has a single exon. Gene Ontology annotation, cellular component: P-body; RNA polymerase II, core complex.